UAGUAUAUAUAAGUAUACACUCUUCUAGGAUCGGUCGUGAGGAGUUCCUUAACAUUUCUUGCGACAUGGAGUACAAAAAGAGGGUGGAUGCGCUAGUGUUUUUCUCUUUACUUCUCCUAGGAUACUUUGCUGCUCAUGCGCAUGGGAACGGUCAUGUCACGGAUGAUGUCAAUGUUUCUGCUCCAGCUGAAGAAGGAAUUUUGCGAGAAAAAAGAGCACAAUGCGCUCAAGGGUUUCUUCCAUGCAAAGAUAACAAGUGCUACUGUUGCAUUGGGGGCCGAACUCAUGAUUGCUACUAUACGAUGGCUCAGUGUAGUCAUGCAUGCUUCUAAUCAAAAAUUAAGAUCACUGUUUUUAUAUACAAUGUAAUGGUAGGCAAUGCUAUUAAUAAUACAUAAGGGAAUUUUAGUUUUGGUAUUA
Messenger RNA from Zea mays, 420 nucleotides. NCBI's taxonomy places the organism in Eukaryota, Viridiplantae, Streptophyta, Magnoliopsida, Poales, Poaceae. The record is from RefSeq and is a predicted model, not a curated record.